Molecule: messenger RNA, 471 nt
Organism: Rhagoletis pomonella (apple maggot)
Lineage: Eukaryota; Metazoa; Arthropoda; Insecta; Diptera; Tephritidae
Exons: 5
Coding region: 76-462 (128 amino acids)
Source: RefSeq, a predicted model, not a curated record
AGAAUACUGACGCGUAAUACGGUGUGGUCAAAGUUUCCUUCAAAGUUUUAAAAAAUUCAAAUAUUAACGUCCGAGAUGCCGAAAGAUAUCAAGCGAGUACGCUUUCAAAAUAACGAAAAUAUGCCUCCUCGUAAUAAGGAAGCAAUUAAAGAAUGUGCGGGAUGUUGUGCUUUGGAGGUGAAGUUGACGAGUUUGCAAGAAACGGUGGAAAACUUGAAGAACGAGAUCAUAUCAACCAUGACUGCCCAAAAUUCUUCGGUAAUGUCGGCGCUGGCAGAGCAAAAAGUAGUUACAGAAAAAUUGGUUCGGCAAGAUUCUACGGCAGGGUCGAUUAAAUCUUGUUUUCCUCUGACCUCUACAGAAGACUUAAUUAAGAUUAAUGAAAAAGUGGUACCGGAAACCCGUUCCAUGUUGGUGGGUAUUGUCUUCGAUCACGAAAAAUUACGGAAUGCAAUGUAUUAAGUUUAUUUU